Molecule: messenger RNA, 2146 nt
Organism: Malaya genurostris
Lineage: Eukaryota; Metazoa; Arthropoda; Insecta; Diptera; Culicidae
Exons: 4
Coding region: 261-1592 (443 amino acids)
Biological process (GO): animal organ morphogenesis
Molecular function (GO): BMP binding; receptor ligand activity
Source: RefSeq, a predicted model, not a curated record
GUCGUCGUCAUCGUCCGCGGAGCGAGAAUAUGCGCUCCUUUGCCGUGUGCCGAUCGUUGCGCGAUCCUCAUUGAGAAGUACGCGGUGGAGAAGGAAAGUGUGCUUUUUUGUUCGCUGCCGUUCCGCGCGGUAUCUAAUUAGUCUAAAAUCGCCGAGCAGAUAAAGGAUAAUCAAGUGGCCGGUUGGUGAAAUCGCGAGAGGACGACCAGAAAGGGCUAACUGCUGUAUGACGGUGGUACACAACACUGAAUUUGUUUAAUAUGGGAACGUGGUUAUAUUUGCUAGCCAUUCCGACACUGGCAGUGUUGGCCAGUGGGAAUCGAGAACACAAGGUUCAUAACAUCGUACUGUAUCCAGAUAAGCACUCGUGGUGUACCACACGAAACAUCAGUCAAGUGAUCAGUCAUCCAGGUUGCAAACAGGUGACGAUCGACAAUAAUGUAUGUGUAGGCGCAUGUUUCAGUUACUCCAUUCCGCACACGGAACCGUCGGAUCCCGGGGAAGUAUUAGGACCGUACUGCGACAGCUGUCAGCCGGAAUCGGAAACGAUUUGGCAUAACGUCACGUUGGAUUGUUCGGAAAAUUCCAAUCUCAACGGUGAUGAGGAAGCUAAACCCACCGUUUUGGUGAAGCGAGUACAGAUCAUCAAAAACUGUUCGUGCACUUCGUGUGAGAAACAAUCAGACAAAAAGCACCAGCAACAUCACCACCACCACCAUGAAGAACCGAUCCAGGUGGUGCAAGUGCAAUCAACUACGGCUUCCUUGAUCCAAAAUGACAUUCCGGAACUGCUGGAGGUUGUCCAUUUCAGUGAAAACGACACCGAGCCGGUUCAUCAUUCUCCGGUGCACUCCCAUCAGAGUGGAUCGCACGGUACGACCUAUCUUCAGCAGCACCAUUUGAACCAUUACGAGCACCACAGCCAUACCGAUAACGUUAAAAAACUAUUGCAUCAGAAAAUCUCCGGUUUGUUGAAAAGCAUACAGGAAACCAACUCCAAGCAGGACCGACAGGAACUGGUCGACAUGAUUAAACUGAUCAAGGGUUCCAGCGAUCGCAACUGGGACGCACUGGUGGACUCACUGAAAUCGGAAAACACCAUCCUGGAUAUUGAGCGACUACGGACCGAGUUGGAGCUGGAAGAGGAUCCGGCAGAGUUUCAUCCGCAACCGAAAACGCCCGAACAGGAAGAUCACGAGCGACUGCUCAAGCAUCAGUUCGACAUACUGAGUCCUCAUGCUAGUAGCGUCGAACAACACCCGCAGCAUCAUCACGUUGCCGGUGAGCGACUUGAUCAGCAUCAUCAUUUGGAACGAGGGCCUCACGGUGCGUUGGUCAUCGGAUCGGACGAGGACGAUGCGGUCUCCCGGAUGAAUCAUGGUCAUGAAAUCACUGAAAAGAUCAAUAUUCACCCGCACGAGCUGAAACCGAACCAUGCCGGGACUAUUCUAACCUAUGAUAAUCACCACAGUGAACAUCCGAGUGGAAAUGGUGGUGGCACCCAUCAUCGUCAUCAUCCGCAUCAUCAUCAACAUCAUCAUAAUGACGCCGCUCGCCACCACGACGACGACAGCCAAGUGAAGUCGAAUUGAGUUGCACGAGAGCUAAGUUUUAUUGUUUUUUGGUUUUUCUAGUCGUUAGUGAUCUUUGUUUUCAAUUCUUACCUUGGCUCUAAUCUUGCUUGUUUUUACCACCACAACCCCAUCCGUAAUCUCGGGUUGACAAUCGAACAAAUUUUAUUUUAGCGGUUAGUGUUUUCUGAUUUUUAUUGCUUCACCAGCCGGUUCCAUCGUGAUGUCGCCGGGCCCGGCCCGGCCCGGCCCGGCUGCUGUGUGGCAAUGGUUUUUCUUAUCACUCACACUUUUGAGCAAGGUGUUGUGUUUUAGUACGCGUAUUUACUCUCCAUCAUAGAUGAGGUUUUAUUUCCUAAUGUUUAGUAUUUAUUUUUAUGUUUUCUGUUCGGAAGCUGGUCUACGCAGAAGAGAUUUGAGUUGAAGAUGCACUAAAAAAAAUAAAUAUAAAAAUUACCGUAACAUGCAUUGUAUUUUGCCCAAAAAUAUCGUUUGGCGCUGGAGCAGUGGAGCUUACAGUUACAGAAGUUAUGCAGAAAAUUUCGGAGAAUAAAUUACAAUGUGACCCUAAUCGA